CGGGCCGCCAGUACCAUACUUCUCAACAAUUUCUCACUUCUGUUGAACUUAUAUACCUUAGGUACCUCUUAAAAUAUCGCUCACCUCAAUUACACCGAAGGUUAUUGGGCCUAGACCUACUGAGCUAAAGCUUGACAUUUAGGUACACUUAGCGAAUGCUUUGUCUUUCAAAAUCACCAACGACAUUAAAGAUUAAAGUGUUUACGACGUGCGCUAUUAGCUUGGCGUCAUGGGGUCCGUCGAGCAAGGGUCAUCAGUAGUGGAAUCCAGCAACGAUGAAGCUGUCAUCAAAUCCCAUAUCGAACAGCUCACCGCAGCACAAUUACCCAAUUCAGCCAUCUACAAUUUCCUACUUUCCGAUGUACAGAUCCGUCACGCCUCAAAAGGGUCAAUGACUGCGCGUUUGACGCUCACCCGGAACCAUAUCAACUCGGGCGGUGGCAUCCACGGCGCUGUCUCUGCUGCUAUCGUUGAUUGGGCUGGCGGCAUGGCAAUCGCUACAUGGGAUUUACGUCGCCGCACUGGCGUCUCAGUUGAUAUUCACGUCACGUAUCUAUCGUCUGCCGCGGAGGGCGAUGAGAUCGAGAUCACUGCUACAGCCGAUAGGGUUGGUGGCACCCUAGCAUUUACUCGCGUCGUCAUAUACAAGGUCGUCGAUGGCGAAGCCGGCCCGGUCAUUGCGAACGGUUCGCAUACGAAGUAUGCUAAGCAGCGGUAGUAAUGUCAGUUGCUGUACCGUGAGGCUUGUAUUUCAAAUAUUUUUCUUACCUCUAGGCUUAGAAAGGAGUCUAUACCUAUAUCGCGCUGUUUGAACAUGAUACCGAAACGCAGUUAUUGACUAAGACAAAGGAUCAGUCUAGUCAAGGCUGAGUAUGCGGAGAACCUAGAUCUGAGACCAUAGAUGCCCACUAACUUUCAGGAGCAAGCAUGAUGUCUGCCGCGUGUCGUUUAGGACAAGGGUCUAGCUUAGAACUUCUGAAUAGAGGCUCCGCGGUAUAAAAACGGGACAAGAUCCCACCAUCGGUAAUAUUCAUACCACAAUGUUACCCUUGGUUCACGUUGACAUUAAUGCGAAUGGUUCAACUACCUAAUAUAUUAUAUAUUAGUCGGUUAUUAAUCCUCCUAUCUCUUCCAAUUAAUUCCUUCUGCAAUGAAUGAUAUUCAACCAGGUGCUCACCCCUUUCAAGACAUUGCC
This is a messenger RNA of Daldinia vernicosa, 1195 nucleotides long. RefSeq names its product thioesterase family protein. The record is from RefSeq and is a predicted model, not a curated record. Lineage: Eukaryota; Fungi; Ascomycota; Sordariomycetes; Xylariales; Hypoxylaceae. The transcript has a single exon. Bases 230 to 718 code for a protein of 162 amino acids. Gene Ontology annotation, molecular function: fatty acyl-CoA hydrolase activity.